Messenger RNA from Corylus avellana, 4661 nucleotides. RefSeq lists its product as uncharacterized. The record is from RefSeq and is a predicted model, not a curated record. Lineage: Eukaryota; Viridiplantae; Streptophyta; Magnoliopsida; Fagales; Betulaceae.
UCGGUAUAGCCAAUUUCGUUGCCGAUCAAAACACAGGGUGCUUCGUCCUCCAUGGCUUUGUACGAACCUUCGAUUUCGAGCUCCAACUCGUACUAACCCCAAAAUACCCAAUUCGGAACCAGUUAUUGAAUCUCCAAAUCUCAGAGUCGUCGCACGCGAGAAAAAGCAUCGACACUGAUACCCCAAUUGAAAAGGAGCAUUCUCUGGAUCAGGCGGUCAUUGUAAAUAUUUGCAUUAAUUUCGCCUUUAUGUGCUAUAGUACUACAACUUUGUCAUGCACCACUAUGUUUUCUGGGUUUGUGACACAGAGGAUGAGUGGAAACUAAUGCAAUGGCAACAUCUAGCAAAUUUGAUAUGCCUUCUGGUAGUCCAGAUAGACCAUUGUACACCAGUGGGCAGCGUGGAUCCCACAUUGCUGGUCCAUUGGACAGAUCAGGUAGCUUUCGUGAGAGCAUGGAGAAUCCAAUUCUAUCUUCUCUCCCGAACAUGUUGAGAAGCAGUUCUGCAGUAACACAAGGAGAUGUAGUGAACUUCUUCCAAUGCUUGCGUUUUGAUCCGAAGACACUGGUUACAGAGCAUAAGUCCAGUCGUCAAGUGGAAUUUAAACGUUACGUGGGUGGUUUACUAGGCGUUUCACCAGAUGAUUCUCCAUCCAGUUCUUCAAAAGGCAAGCAGCUACCAUCUCCGUUACCAGAGGAAAUCAAACGAGUAAAGGCUUGUCUUCAUGAAAGCCAUGUUAAGGCGAGCAGGGCACGGGUGAAAAUUUUCGAUGAAUCCUUAUGUGUCUUCAACAAAUGCUUCCCAAGCAUACUGUCAAAGAAGAGAUCUCGAUCAGAAAGUUUUUCUAGUGACCGGUCUGGUGUGUUGUCAAGUGAUCGGUCAGUCCAAGGGCCAAAUGUAGGUAAAAUCGGAAUUCAGAGUCACACCGUCACCAGUGGUUUUGAACUUGAGCAGCAAAAACCAGAAGAACGGACUAAAAAUGCUGUCCCAAACAAGCGCACUCGAACUUCUUUGGUGGAUGUGAGAAUGGAUGUGCGGAGUAAUGCUCUUGUCAGGCCAUCUGGGGUUGUAGAUAGGGAGAGGGAAAUGCUAAGGAUUGCAAAUGGUGGUGCAGUUCAGGCUGAGGAUCGAACAUUACCUAUUGGUGUUGAUGGUUGGGAGAAGUCAAAAAUGAAGAAGAAGCGCUCUGGGAUAAAGCCAGAUGUUUCUCCAAGUACAUUGUCAAAUAAACCAAUUGAUGGCUACCGGGAACCUAAACAGGGAAUACAGCAAAGGCCUGUCGCUGAUGCCCGGUCAAGAUUAAGUAAUGAAUCCCAUGGUUUCAGGCCAGGAGUCCUUAAUGGAGCUGUUGGAGUUGGAAAAUCAGAUGGUAUCUCGCAACAGACUGGCUUGGGCAUGCGUUCCUCCAUCCCUAGGACUGACCCCGAGAAUAAUUCCCUUACAAAUGAUAGGAGAGAUCGUCCUAUUGGAUCAGAUAAGGAAAGGGUGAAUGUUAGAACCGUCAAUAAGACAAAUGUUCGGGAUGAUUUUAAUUCUGCUAGUCCUACCUCAAACACGAAAAUGAAUGCAUCUGUCCGGGCUCCGAGAUCAGGUUCAGGCGUUGCACCCAAGUUGUCCCCUGUUGUCCAUAGAGCAAAUGUUCAGAAUGAUUGGGAGAUUUCUAAUUGUACAAACAAGCCCCCUGCUGCUGUUGGAGUCAAUAAUCGCAAACGCAUGACAUCAACACGGUCUUCAUCCCCGCCUGUUGUUCACUGGGCUAGCCAACAGAAGACCUCCCGUACUGCAAGACGAACAAAUCGUGUUCCUAUUGUUUCGAGUAAUGAUGAAACUCCUAAUCUGGAUACUGGGUCUGAUGUUACUGGUAAUGACAUUGGGUUGGGAUUUGCCAAACGCAUGCCUGGAAGUUCUCCUCAGCAAGUGAAAUUAAAAAGUGAUCCGUUGUCUUCAGCCACCUUAUCUGAAAGCGAGGAGUCAGGGGCUGUGGAAACUAAAUCCAGAGAUAAGUGCAGAAAAUCUGAUGAGAUAGAUGAGAAAGCUGGACAGAAUGUAACAAAAGUGUCCUCUCUGGUCCUACCAUCAAGAAAGAAUAAGCCAGUUGCUGGGGAAGAGCUUGGAGAUGGUGUUCGGAGGCAAGGGAGGACUGGGCGAGGUUUUACUUCCACAAGAUCUCUCAUGCCAAUGACAGUUGAGAAGCUUGGCAAUGUGGGAACAGCAAAACAGCUCAGAAGUGCAAGACUUGGUUUUGAUAAGACUGAAAGCAAGGCAGGUCGUCCACCAACUAGGAAACUUUCUGACCGUAAAGCCUAUCCACGUCAAAAGCAUACAGCGAUAAAUGCAGCAGCAGAUUUUCUCGUUGGGUCAGAUGAUGGACAUGAGGAGCUAUUGGCUGCUGCAAAUGCUGUUAUUAAUCAUGCUCGUGCCCUUUCCAGCUCUUUUUGGAGGCAGAUGGAGCUGUUUUUUGGUUAUAUAUCUGAUGCAGACAUUGCUUUCUUAAAGCAACAAGGAAAUCUUGAUUCCAUUGCCCCUACGCCAACCCUAGUUCAUUCUAAUGUUGUUGGUUGCAAUACUGUUCCUAAUGGAUUUGGGUUGAUUGAACAAGAAAAAGAGAUGGGGCUUGCUACUGAAACAACAAGCAUCGAACUACUUGCAGAACAGUUAGUACCGGGCACAGGGGAUCAUAGUCUGAUUCCCUUAUGUCAGAGACUCAUAGCAGCUUUAAUAUCAGAAGAGGAUUGUAGUAAUGGAAAUGCAGACCUCAAAUAUAAUGACUAUGGAACUGAAUUUGAGCUGGAUGGAGAGUUGGAACCAAAUAGUUUGAAUCACCAGUCACUGGUUAGCUUUCAGUUUGCUGGGCCUACUGCUUUUAAUGGUUAUAGGAUAACUGGGAAGGCAGAGCAUGAUGAACCUGAAAGCAAUUUAGUGGACAUCCUAAGCACAGGGAUGAACUCAAGCUUUGGUCUUUCUCCAAAUGGCUUACAUUCGGACCAACCAUUGAUGCCUAACAUGGCAUGUUCAGAAUUUCAGUAUGAUAAUAUGCAGAUAAAUGAAAAACUUCUCCUGGAAGUUCGAAGUGUUGGUAUUUUUCCAGAACCUGUGCCUGACAUGGCACAGAUGGAGGAUGAAGGAAUCAGUGACGAAAUCAGUAGAUUAGAGGAGAAGUACCAAGGACAGGUUUCCAAGAAGAAAGGCUUUCUAGAUAGACUGUUGAAGUCUGCCUCAGCCAUGAAAGAUCUCCAAGAAAAGGAGUUUGAACAACGUGCCCUUGACAAACUUGUUGGAAUGGCCUGUGAAAAGUAUAUGACUUGUUGGGGUACUCAUGGAACCAGUGGGAAGGGUUCCAGUAACAAAUCUGCCAAGCAAGCUGCCUCAGCAUUUGUUAAACGGACAUUAGAACGAUGUCAUAAAUUUAAAGAUACAGGAAAGAGCUGCUUCAGCGAGCCCUUAUUUAAGGACAUGUUUCUUUCUGGGACUUUCAACCUUGAUGGUGCACGACAAGCUGAUACUACCACAGAGGGUGAAUCAACCAAACCAUAUGCCUCCAUCCGUUCUCUGGAAGCUUCCAUGGGUUCACAGCAAAGCCCUUCACAGUUUAGUCAGAAUCUGGACAACCAGGAUAUUAAUUCGAUGGAUGUGCUUACUCCUGUAAAUCACUUGUCUGAACAAACUACUGGUAGUGGUAGAGAAGAUACAUGGUCAAACAGGGUGAAGAAGAGGGAGUUGUUACUUGACGAUGUUGGUGGCACUAUUGGUACUUCGAGUGCCCCAUCAGGCAUUGGUAGUUCUCUAUCAAGUAGUGCCAAAGGAAAGAGAAGUGAGAGGGACAGAGAUGGAAAGGGACACAGCAGAGAGAUCUUAUCUAGAAAUGGGACUACUAAAAUUGGUCGACCCGCUUUAUCCAAUGUUAAGGGGGAAAGAAAAUCUAAAACGAAACCUAAGCAGAGGACAACUCAGCUAUCUGUUUCCGUAAAUGGCCUUGUUGGCAAGAUAUCAGAGCAACCCAAAUCAGCAUUGCCUUCUGUAUCAAAGUCAAAUGAAAUUGCUACACGUAGCAAUGUCAAGGGAAAAGAUGAGUAUGGCUUGGAUGUAUUGGAUGAGCAUGAGCCUCUUGAUUUAUCCCAUCUACAGCUACCGGGAAUGGAUGUACUAGGUGUGCCUGAUGAUCUUGAUGAACAAGGCCAGGAUCUGGGUUCAUGGUUGAACAUUGAUGAUGAUGCAUUGCAAGAUAAUGACUUCAUGGGCCUUCAAAUUCCAAUGGAUGACCUUUCGGACUUAAACAUGAUGGUUUGAAGUUGCUUUCUUUGUAUAGUCUUGUUCAUUAUACCAUUGACACACGAGAAAAAGUCGCUGUUGUCAAGAAAUGACCCGUUAUGGAUAGUCAUUUGGCUAUCGGGAUCACAAUUAGGUUAUAUAAAUUCUUUUGUAGACUCUGCACAAGUUGAUUUCGAGUGAACCUUUCGGAUGUUUUGGAUUUUGCUCCUGUAUUAAGUUGGUGACUUCGACUGUAAAUUUUUGUUCAAGGUACAAGUUAGUACGUCCUAGCAAUUAUAUCUUUAGCAAACACUGGAUCCUGGCUGUAGCUGUCACAAGUGAGAGAACAGUGCCUCUUGUAUUCCUCUUGUACAUACAUUUUAUAUUUCCAAUAAAAUCAGCUUUUUAUUCCA